Didymodactylos carnosus is the source of this 261-nucleotide messenger RNA. NCBI's taxonomy places the organism in Eukaryota, Metazoa, Rotifera, Eurotatoria, Philodinida, Philodinidae. The record is from the annotation of a GenBank genome assembly.
AUGGUAAUCAAUCGUCCGUUUGAUCAAAGUAUACUUGUGAGUACCGAUGCAUUAAAUGAAUAUGGAAAUGAUGGUUGGGAAUUAUGUGUCACCAUAUUGAGAAAUACAAUGGGCGAUUAUCAUAAUAGAAAAUUUGAAGACGGAAUGAUGAAAGCCUUAGUAACAGAUGAUAAAAGUAGAGAUGUAUCAGAUUUUUCACUUUGUAAUGAUGAUGAAAUGAAAUCACCCGAAGGAUAUGAUAAUGUACGUAAAGCUUGCUAA